Ictalurus punctatus (channel catfish) is the source of this 2075-nucleotide messenger RNA. RefSeq names its product small integral membrane protein 32. Lineage: Eukaryota; Metazoa; Chordata; Actinopteri; Siluriformes; Ictaluridae. The record is from RefSeq and is a predicted model, not a curated record. The transcript has a single exon. The coding region runs from base 1115 to 1453 and encodes 112 amino acids.
UAUUUUUUCACUGCAGACUUUAGAAGACAAACCUAGUUGUCCUGUAGAAAUGAACUGAUGGAAACUGCACCCCUGAGGUCAGGAAAACACACUUUCCUCAUCAUGAACUCAGGCAUACCAGCUCCGUUCUUUCUUUCUCUCAUCCUUCACUGAGACAUUCCACACUCAGCUGACAUUCUUGUGCUCACUCGCUCUCAAAUUGAAGGGCCCCUCUGGAGGACGGAGAGACGCAUCACGUGCUUUAGGCUACCCAUCCCUCUCCUCCUCUUCUCUCUCUUCAGCCCAGUCUGUUUUCCUUCUUCCCUGUGCGCACAGUCAGCAAGGAGAGUCCAGAGCGAGCACCGUGACGAGUCCCGGAUAAUUCCGUUACUGAUCCGGAUCUGGAGAUAUUGCGAUUGUUCCCACGAGGAUGUUCUCGAGGCAGCCAGGACCGUCGAGGUGUGCUUUCGCGUCUCCACCGUUGUCACACUUCUCCUCGGUCGAGCCUGAGUGGCACUGCGCUCGCGCCAGCGUCUGUGGAAGCACGCAAACUUAACCAGGGUGACUCCGGCGGAUUCACAGCAGAAGUCUGUGACGCACUGUGACUUUAAGGUGCAGGGAAAGCGGGAAGAAACUGACAAUUUGGCGUUUCUAAAAUAAGGGAGGUUUUUGGUAGCAGCUUCCGGAUCGGUGAGAAUGCAGCCGGUACGGAGCGCAUGAGGAAACGUGGACAAACUGCGAGUCUUUGCUAAUUCGUUCCUGGAAGAUUUCGACGUGUGCAUCGGAUGUGCGCCGGAGUUUGUAUCCGCUAAUUUUUUGAGGACAAGCGCCUGGUUUUAUGCGCGAAAUGUGUGAAAUGCGCACCCCGCGACCCGACGACUCCACUUGGCCAUUGCGCUUUUGGCCGAGACGCACCCAAGGCCAGCUGCACAUGAAAGAGCAAAAUGUAUAACAUGCAAAAUUUCACGUAUUUCUAAUGCGUAAAUGCGUUUGAGGAUUUCUGGGUAACUAUAUGCGUCAUUUCGUAACUUUGCUGCGUCUGUUUUGGAACGCGGAUUUCUACAUUAGAGCCUAACUCAGUGUUUAUUAUUAUUUUACCCCCAUCAAUUUUUUUCGUCUCCGUUUUUCCGCGGUCAUGCUCCGGCAAAUGCUCUUGAAUUCGACGGCGGCGGCGGCGCGAGACUUGGACGCUAUAAGCCAGACGCACGCGCCGGCUCCUCUGGACGUCUCACACGCGCCCGUGAGUGUGUCGGCGCUGCUGAAGCCCGCGGGUCGCGGAGGCGCAGGCGGGGGCGCGCUGCGCGGAGGCGAGCUCAGUAAACCGGACCUGACGACCUACGUGGUCAUGUGCAUAGUGCUCUUCCUCCUCGUGCUGCUAAUUGUCGUCUUCAUCAACUGCCAACUGCGCAACUCGUUCUUCGCCUCCACGCCGUAUGACCGCUCUCUGCGCGAGGCCCGAACCUCGUAUAAAUGAAACCUGGCCGCGCGCUCGUUCACUGCGCACAUGCCUUGUGCCAGAACGGAAAGCGGGCCUUUGCGCUUUGCUCCACGGGACGUGUGGAUUAACGUGGCCGUUUGGAGGAAUUCGAAAGGACGCUGGUGUUAUCUGAGUGUCCCCCUCUCCAAACCUUAAGUAUUCUCAACAUGAGAGCGCGGACUGUAAUGUCACUGCGUUUCUGUCCAUGAACUUUAUAUCAUGUCGUGUGUACUGCAAUGUAUUGCAGGUUAUUUUCUUGCAUGAAUUAAAUAUAGAAUUAAAUCGUAUGUGUACAAUCAGCUGCGUUCAUUAAGGGCUCUGAUUGUAGAAUAAACACAGUAUAUAAAAGCGUGAAUGAUUGUGAAAUAUUAGCCUGUGAAUCAUAAUAGGCUAGUGAAACAUUAGCCUAUUAUAAUCAUCAUCAUCAUCAUCAUCAUCAUCAUCAUCACAGAUAAUGCACGAGCACUCUACCUUCUUUUUUUCUGUUAUUCUUAGGGCAUCUCUCUCGUGCUAACCAACAACUGAUGCAUAUCUGCUUAGGCUGGACUAAAUUACCCUAAAUUGCCAGUGAAUAGGUGCAGAAAAUUAUAUUUAUCCAGGCCCACGCUUUAUGAUGGGC